AUGGACACCACCCGCCGCGCAGGAUACGCGCGCAUCGCCGCGACCCUGUACUCCUUCCACAUUGCCUUCAAGCACCCGAUCGCCUGUGUAGCGCUCUAUUUUUUUGGUUUUGUAUGUGACGAGCUGGACGGUCGCGCGGCGCGCACGUUUGGGCAGUCAUCUACCCUGGGUGCGCUGCUGGACAUGGUGACAGACCGUGUCGCGACGACGGGGCUGCUGGCCAUACUGUGCGCGUUCUACCCGGAAGGGAGCCUGUUGUUCCUGGUGCUUCUCAUGCUGGACAUCAGCAGCCACUGGUUCCAGAUGUACUCCACCAUGCUGGCUGGCAGCUCCACGCACAAGGACGUACGCAGCCGCAGCAUGAUGGUGCGGUUCUACUACAGCAACCGCCUGUUCAUGGGCUUCUGCUGCAUCUGCUGCGAGGUGGCCUACCUUUGCCUCUACAUGCUGGCCUGGCCGCGCUUCCAGGCGUUGGGACUCAUACGCGUCAGCCCCGCACUGCUGCAGCGGAUUCCGCAGCAGCUGGUCGUGGCGCUGCCGCCGCUGGCGGCGCUGCAGCGGCUUGGCGGCGUGCCUGCGGUGGCGGUGCUGGGGCUGCUGUCGCUGCCGGGCGUCGCCACCAAGCAGACCUGCAACUGGCUGCAGCUGCGCAACGCCGCCGCGGGGCUGGUGGAGUACGAUCUCAAGGCCAUGGGGCCGCAGCCCGCCGCCACGAAGAAGGGCAGCUGA
This is a messenger RNA of Monoraphidium neglectum, 729 nucleotides long. RefSeq names its product CDP-diacylglycerol--inositol3-phosphatidyltransferase. The coding region runs from base 1 to 729 and encodes 242 amino acids. Gene Ontology annotation, cellular component: membrane; Golgi apparatus. NCBI's taxonomy places the organism in Eukaryota, Viridiplantae, Chlorophyta, Chlorophyceae, Sphaeropleales, Selenastraceae. The record is from RefSeq and is a predicted model, not a curated record. The transcript is spliced from 3 exons. Gene Ontology annotation, biological process: phosphatidylinositol biosynthetic process. Gene Ontology annotation, molecular function: CDP-diacylglycerol-inositol 3-phosphatidyltransferase activity.